AUGGGUAAAAACCGAAGUAUCAUCGCUUCUCGUGCCACUCAUUUUCGUGAUAAGAGAAAAUCAAAACCGGCAAUGCCUGUAGAAGUUCAGAUCGAAAAUAUUAUGAGAAAAGCUCAAUGCCGAAUGACUGUUACCCGACAUGGAAAAGUCACAAAAAUUGUUGAACCAAAAAGAAAGGCAAAGAUCACCUGUUUGGAAUCACCUGAGAUGAAUGACGAACAGCUACCAAUGAUUGUUGAUCGAAUGCAGAUAACAGAUGGUCAGAUCAGUGACGCAGAAGAAAACGACACUAUUGAUAUCUCAAGUAAAACGGGUGAAGAAAGUUACUGGCAUAACGAAGAAAACAUGACAGCUGACGUGGCAGAUAACGAGCAAGAAAUACCAGUUGAUGAUGAAACAGACGACGCCGCGGUAUUCUCAAUGUUUGAUAUAGCCAAUAUUUUGGCAAUAUUUAAGUUAAAAGAGAAUGUAUCACGUUCUGGCAUGGAUAGUUUACUAGCAUUACUACGUAUUUUACGUGUGAAAAAUGUCCCGAAAAAUUACGUGACACUUACAAGAUUGUUGAUGAAUGAACAUCUUUUAUCAGAAGGAACACAUUGUUCGUUCUGUCCAACAUGCGGAAAAGUAUCUCGUGCACAGGCUUGUAUGGAUAAAAAAUGUACAGGUUCGGGUAAAGAUGGUAUCGUGGCUGAUGUCAAAUUCAUUGAACAUAAUAUUAAACUUCAAAUUCAACAAAUACUUGAGCGAGAAACAUCAUUGAAUCUCCGUACAUCGUCUACUACACCAAUAACCAUUAUUCAUGACAUUCAUGAUGGACAAAAAUAUCAACAAAUACUCAAAAAUGAAACGGGUCAAUUUAUUACACUCACAAUGAAUUCAGACGGUAUUGAAAUACAAAGUGCGAAAAAUACCUCAGUGUGGCUAUUAACAUUUGUGAUAAACGAAAUUGGUCGUUCAAAACGUUUUCAUCUUUCCAAUUCUAUAAUCGGCGGUAUUUGGCCAACGAGUUCAAAACCGUCAAAAGCACAAAUGCAGGAAAUAAUGAAAUUGAUCGUUGAUCAGUUAUUGAAAUUGGAGAAAGAACAAAUUUACAUCAUACGUGUCGAGAAUAGACUAGAAGAAAUUUGUUUAAAAACAUUUUUAUUGUGUACAUCUGCCGAUAAACCUGCUGUGACACUUAUUCAAAACACCAACGAAUCACAUGGGUACUACGGUUGUUUUCGUUGUGUUCAGAAGGGAAAAAAUAUUUCAUCAAAUCCUGGUAUUGAGGGAAAAAAAGGUUCUGUAAGAGUUUAUCCAGCCUGGUCCGAUAAUGUCGAUCCACCAGAAUUGAGAACAAAUGAACAAUACGACAAAUUUAUUCAGUGGUUUAAAACAGUUGAUAUUCGAACAAUUCGAACCAGAAACGAGAAGGAAAAAUUUCGAGAUGAUAAAAUGGGUUACAAUGGAAUUUGUCAUUUGAGAAAAUUAAAAUGGUAUGAUGUGGGUACUUCAAUAUCAUUUGAUAGUUUACACACAUUCUAUGGUGGCGUUGCUAGACGUAAAAUUGAUCUCAUCUUAUCGUAUAAACAUCGUGAAGCUGAUUAUUCAUGUUACGACCAAACUGAUGAGUUAACAAAAAAAUUUGAUUCACUCAAAUAUCCGUAUACGACGUAUCGUCUACCGAGAAGUUUAAAAUAUUUCGGCAAAUUUAAAUCAAAUGAAAUACGAAUGUUGAUCUUAUUCGGUUAUGUCGCAUUUUUCGGUAUAUUAAAAGAGCCGUAUUUCAGUCAUUUUAUGAAACUCGUUACAAUUGCCCAUUUAGCCGAAAGUCGCCAUUUGACACAAGAAAAUAUUCGAUACGUUGAUACACUGGUUGAAUUGUAUGUGACAGAAUUUGAAUCAUUGUACGGUGAAAGAAACUUGGUGUCAAAUGUACAUUCACUUUAUCAUAUCCCAGCUACAUUAAGUGAUUUUGGUCAAUUUAUGAAUUACUCUACAUUCAACUUCGAAUCUCUCAUCGGUACGAUAACGGGUACGGUGAAUGGGCGACGUUCGUUCGCAGAAGAAAUAUCAAAUAAUCUUAAUCUCAUUCGUCUCAUCAGUCUGAACAUUGUUAACAAGAAAGUACACCCAUCAUUAGAUUAUCAAUUAUCAAAAAUGGCUAAUUUAAAACCCUAUCGUAUCAAUCAAUCGUCCACUGUCCACAUUGAACAGAAUGAGAUAACAGUGAAAAAACCAAUAUACAUUGAAUAUGUUGAUAAUUGUGAUAUUCGACAACGAUUUAAUUUGAAUGAAAACGACUUGAUUGAGUAUUUUUCAACGUUAUAUAUAAAAGAUGUUCGAUUUACUAUUGAUACUCUACUCGAACAGAAAAAUAAAACCGAUU
Didymodactylos carnosus is the source of this 2368-nucleotide messenger RNA. NCBI's taxonomy places the organism in Eukaryota, Metazoa, Rotifera, Eurotatoria, Philodinida, Philodinidae. The record is from the annotation of a GenBank genome assembly.